Molecule: messenger RNA, 2168 nt
Organism: Erythranthe guttata (spotted monkey flower)
Lineage: Eukaryota; Viridiplantae; Streptophyta; Magnoliopsida; Lamiales; Phrymaceae
Source: RefSeq, a predicted model, not a curated record
UAUAUAUAUGUAUCUAUAGUAGGCACAGUGUGUAAAGGCAGCCACUUUAAAUAUGCCAUAGCUACCCAUCACUCAUUUUACUCUUUAACACCAUUCUAAUAACCUUUCUUCCUCUUCUUCUUCCCUCACUCUACUAAACUAGAAAAUCAAAAAAAAAAAAAAAAAAAAAAAAACAAGUUUCUUUAAUCUCUUCAAAAAAUGGCGCUGAAGCAAAUAGCGCUUCUGUUUGCCUGCUUCGCCAUUGUUGCUGCAGAGAAUCCCUACAGAUUCUUCAAUUGGAACAUCACUUAUGGCACCAUCUAUCCUCUUGGGGUACCCCAACAGGGUAUUUGGAUAAAUGGGCAGUUUCCAGGGCCGGAUAUUUACUCUGUCACAAAUGACAACAUCAUCGUCAAUGUCUUUAACAGCUUAGAUGAGCCUUUCCUCAUUCACUGGAAUGGGGUACAAAAUAGAAGGAAUUCAUAUGAAGAUGGAGUGUACGGAACAACAUGCCCAAUUCCACCUGGCAAGAACUUCACAUACAUUCUUCAAAUGAAGGAUCAAAUUGGAAGCUUCUUUUACUUCCCUUCUUUGGCUUUCCACAAAUCUGCUGGUGGUUUUGGGAGCAUUAAGAUCUUAAGCCGCCCGUUAAUCCCCGUCCCUUUCGACCCCCCGACCGAUGAUUUUUCCCUCUUAAUCGGAGAUUGGUACAAGUCUAAUCACACCGCCUUGAAGAAAAUUCUGGACAACGGCAAGAAAUUACCUUUCCCCGAUGGCAUUCUCAUCAACGGCCGUGGCCCAAACGUUACCUCCUUCACUAUUCAACAAGGAAAAACAUACCGGCUGAGAAUAUGCAACGUCGGAUUGCAGAACUCGCUGAAUUUCCGAAUCCAAGGGCACAAGAUGAAAGUUGUGGAGGUGGAGGGGACCCACACAAUGCAGAUCAGUUAUUCGUCGCUCGAUAUUCAUCUUGGUCAGUGCAUGUCGGUUCUUGUAACAGGCGAUCAGCCCCCUCAGGACUACUACGUCGUCGUUUCCACCCGGUUCACCACUCCGGUUCUCACCACCACCGGUUUUCUUCGUUACGCUAACUCGAAUAAAAAGGCCUCUGGCCCACUACCUGGUGGGCCCACCACUCAAAUUGACUGGUCCCUCAACCAGGCUCGUUCCAUAAGGACAAAUCUUACAGCAAGUGGACCGAGGCCGAACCCACAAGGGUCGUACCACUACGGCAUGAUACCCACAGUCCGAACCAUUCGGCUAGCCAGCUCAGCCGGUCAAGUCAACGGCAAACAAAGAUACGCAAUCAACAGUGUUUCUUUUGUUCCAGCUGACACCCCUUUAAAAGUCGCUGAUUUUUUCCAAAUAAGCGGAGUUUUUCGAGUGGGAAGCAUAUCGUACACCCCUAGUGGUGGAGGAAUAUUCCUCGAUACUUCCGUUAUGGGGGUCGAUUACAGAACAUUCAUCGAGAUCGUUUUCGAAAACUCCGAAGAUAUCGUGCAGAUAUAUAUAUAUAUUAAUGUGAUGAUAUUUUACAUCAGAAUGGACGGAGGGCAAUGGACUGAAGCUAGUCGGAACCAAUACAAUCUCCGUGAUGCGGUCUCUCGGUCCACGGUUCAGGUGUAUCCAAAAUCGUGGAGCGCUAUUUACAUAGCGCUCGAUAACGUGGGAAUGUGGAACUUGAGAUCGGAGUAUUGGGCUAGACAGUACUUGGGGCAACAAUUUUAUCUUAGGGUUUACACCACGUCAACUUCGUUGAGAGACGAGUAUCCGAUUCCGAAGAACGCUCUUCUUUGUGGUAGGGCAAAAGGGAGACACACGAGGCCAUUUUGAGCUAUAAUUAUAGCCUAAUUAACGAGGCUUAUUACGCAAUUACACGGCUGAGCCAACAAGGAAAACUUUCGGCUUUUCGAUCAAAGUGGAGAUUAGAGUUUCUUGGCUUAGAAGUUUGUUUUUCGAUUGUCGUGGACGGUGGUGCUAAAUCGGCACCUAUGCAAAUUUAGGAACAUGUAAUUCUAGUACUUUUCAAUUUUUAUUUAUUUUUGGUUAAUUAAGUUAAUGAGUAUGACCUUAGCUCAAGGUCUCACAUUCUUUAGGUUUGAACUUGAUGUUGUAUCUUGUUUGAUAUUUAUCGAUUAAAUUUUAAAGAAUUAUUAUAGUAUAAUAAUAAAUGAGAUGUUUUUAUUUAA